Blastomyces gilchristii SLH14081 is the source of this 3834-nucleotide messenger RNA. RefSeq names its product IBR domain-containing protein. The record is from RefSeq and is a predicted model, not a curated record. Gene Ontology annotation, molecular function: ubiquitin protein ligase activity; ubiquitin conjugating enzyme binding; zinc ion binding. Gene Ontology annotation, cellular component: ubiquitin ligase complex; cytoplasm. The transcript has 3 exons. Gene Ontology annotation, biological process: positive regulation of proteasomal ubiquitin-dependent protein catabolic process; protein polyubiquitination; ubiquitin-dependent protein catabolic process. NCBI's taxonomy places the organism in Eukaryota, Fungi, Ascomycota, Eurotiomycetes, Onygenales, Ajellomycetaceae. The coding region runs from base 727 to 2973 and encodes 748 amino acids.
AAGAGCACUGCCCCGAAAGCAGCAAUUUAAUUGAUUAAACCAUCGCUGCGAUCGAUGCCCGUUCGUGACUUGGACAACAAUAAUAAUGAAUAAUAAUGAGACGAGCCCUUGCUGGGGCUGUCUUGAACGAAGCCUUGUCCCAAGCACACAGCAUCCUCUCUAGUUUCUGGUCCCUCCCUCACCUCAGUGACCUCACCUCCCUACAGCCACCAUUCUCUCUCGCUGACUCUGCUCGUACUCCUCGAGAUAGGCCUUUGCCGGCGGGUGCCAUAUGCCUGUCAUGCACGCUCUUUUUGAGCAGUAGUAGGGCUGCCCAGAGGAAGAAGGCCCAAUGCGGCUCAACUCCUGAACUGCCACGGUUUCUUUGUGUGCUCAAAGACCUGGUAUUUAACAGCCCCCGCAGACGCAGAUCAGUUCUCUUCAUCCGCUUGUUAUGACUACACCCCUACCUACACAGUACAUCUUGUGUUUGUUUUCUUGCCGGCCACCUCAGCAAAUAAUUUUCAGAUCUCCUGGCCCUUUUCGGCUGGCAGCUUAUUUAAAUAUAUUGUAUGACCUAUGCGCCUCAAACUUGAGAAAGUUGACGGAAACAUCCGCGCCGUUACCGGUCAGGUUCCUCUCGUUUCUGGCUAUGAUUUAAAAUAAACACCCCCCCUUGCGAGGAUUUAUUCUAUUAUCCCUCAUCUAUUCUCUCUGAAUCCGUCUGGAUUUCAGCGCAUACUAGACAUGACGACACCCGUCCCUUCCACCACAGAGAGCAGCCGUAUCCCCGCCUCAAGGAAGAUCGACAAGCGCUCCCGUCUACUAGAAUGGCCCCGGCUGGCGGGGCUGGGCGAGCUGGACGUGAAGGCAGAACAGCUCCAACCACUUCACUGGCUUGCGCACCCAUUUCCUGCGGAACUCAAAGGCACAUUAGACACCACCCCUCCAGAUAUCAUAACUAUCGUUCAUCAGUCUUUAGCUGUUGAUCUGUACAGGAAAAAGGCUCCUUCUUCUGGUGAUGGCGGGUCAGAUGCGCACCUGGCUGGGGAUCGACGGUCGCUCAUGUCCGAUUCACAGUACAGACCACGAAACGGUUCGACUUCCCAGCUAUCUCGUUUGUCAUCGUUGAACAACUCUGAUGGCAGCCGAUCGCCCUCGAAGCUCUCGAUGGACUCGGGGUCUAUCAAACGCCCUUUAGGCUGGAUCGCUAGUAAGACGCCGAAACCUACAAAGGGGCUUAGGGAUAGAUUAAGAGAGCGCAAUACAUUCAAGGAAUGUUCGAGCUGUUUUGACGAUAUAUUGGAUAAGAAUCUGAUCACCCUGAAUUGCCAACAUAAAUAUUGCCUGGGAUGCUUUUUGCAACUCGUCAAUACCGCAAUGGCCACCGAAAGGCUCUUCCCUCCAAAAUGUUGUCUUGAGGAGAUACCGCAGCGAAUUAUCCUUGAUAAUUUGGACCACACUAGAAGAGACGCAUACAAAUUGAAAGUGCAGGAAUACGCUCUUGCUGAACCGAAUCGAGUAUAUUGCCCUGAACCGUCAUGUGCGAAAUGGAUACCUCCGAACAAACUCAAAAAGGGCAAAAAGCCUACUCAAAAGAGCUGUCCAUAUUGCCGCGUUGAGAUUUGUACCCUCUGCCGAGGGCUAACGCAUGCAAACCUUAAUGACUGUCCCCAAGACCAUGGAUUGGAGGCUACACUGGAGGAAGCCGAAAAUCGCGGCUGGAGAAGAUGCUACAACUGCCAUUCUCUAGUUGAGUUGACUGCUGGUUGUCGGCAUAUAACUUGUAAAUGUGGAUCGGAGUUCUGCUACACAUGUGGAGCUCGGUGGCGGACAUGCGAAUGUACGGAAGAUGAUCAACGUCGUAGGCAAGGUGAUAUCGAGACACGCCGGCUCGAGAGGGAUCGACAAAUGCAAACCGAGGCUGCUGAGAUCGCAGAGGCGAUUGCCCAGAUCGAACGCAUGGAGCUCGAGGAAGCCAGGAAGAGAGAACUGAGGGAAGAAGAGCAACGCCGCAAGGAGGAAGAGGAGCUCCGCGAUAAAGAAGUUAAGCGGAUGCUUUAUAUCGCCAAUAGACUAUGGAGCUUACGCACUGCGCUAUCAAACGUCAAUGAGUCUCAACAGACCCUACUUAUCAAACGACAUGAAAAGGCUGUGCAUGACCUCCAGAUCAGGACCAUGGCGGGCUCGUCAGAGGUCAAGGAACAAGAGGAAAGGCUCCUAACGGGCCUAAGAACAAACCAAAAACAACGCAUGGAUCAACUACUAGCUUUGCAAAAGGUAGAAGUCGACAGCAUCACUACCCGCCACGAAGAAGAGGAAGACGAGGCCUUCCUCACCAUCUUCCGCCAUCUCAAAGGAAAUGCCAACCGCGAGAGCAGAGAGAAAGCCAUCCUAGGUAAACUCAAAGCCGACCAGGAGAGCGAAAUGCGCACCCUUGAACAAGCCCAUCAGCAAGCAAUCCUUACCCAAGAGAAAACUAACAACCUCGAACUAAAAGCCCUUGAAGCCGGACUAGCACGCGACUACACCUCAACCCGCGAAGCGGAGCAGGACACCGUCUCCAAGCUGGUGCAGAGGGUCAUCGUCGAUCGCAGUUGGUUUACCGCGGCUGUCGAGAAGCGCUGGAAGAUGCUCGACGAAUACAGAACCAGACUGAUAGACACAGGCGUGGAUAUCGUGGAAUUGCCCGCCGUGGAAGUCGUGCCGAAUCCUGUGGAGCUGCCUGCCGACUCGGAGUUUGGAGAUGCGAACAUUGAAGCGGUUCUUACGCCAACCCAAUCUAGCCCCGCCCUCGUACUCGUCCCUGCGCCAGUACCAGUGCCUGUAACAUCUCUUCAGCUGGAGCCGAAGCUGCCACAUCCUCAGCUUGCUGUUGUAGCCCCCGUGAAACCGGAGAGGGCCACGGCGGCAGUUCAGGAGCCUCCAAUACAGAAGAAGAAACGGGGAUUUUCGCGGCUGGCGGGUCAGUCGCCGUAUUCGCUGUUGGGAUGAUGGGCUUGUCUUUUGGAGUGUGUAUUUUUUAUUUUUUUAUUUUCUGGUUUAAAUCUUUCUUUUGCUUCGUCUUCCUUCUUGUUUCCAGCCGUUCAUAUUUCUCGUUUGUCUUUCGCGAUCUGAUGGGCGCCUAUUGAUACUGUUUUAGAUUCACACACACACACACACACACAUAUAUAUAUAUAUAUAUCUCCCCUGUGAGCAUCUGUUUGGGUUCUUGCAGUUUAAGUUUCAUCUUUAUUUCUUCCCUUGUUUCACCUUGUUCCAGCAUUUGUAUUGAGUCUGAUUAUUUACGGAGUCAAGUUAAUCUUCUUUAUAAAUCUCAAUAUUUGGAUACAUGAGAAACGUACUUCGACUUGCCUCCUGUCUAUAUAAGUCAGACGGAAGGCGGCUGAUAUCCAUCUUAGUUUGAUGUUGACAUUUUAUUAUACAUUCAACUGACUCUUAUCAUUUGGCUCUCCAGUGUGCCUUAUGUUGUUGUCUUUGCAGCAUUGUGCUUUCUUUUCCCUCCUCCUUUUCCAGCGUUGAAACCAUACGUAGAGGGAGACUGGAUUUCUUUGAUGUUGGAAGUUCUAUAAAGAACUGUUGCCUUGAAAGUUUUGUGAGUGUGAUGAAAUGUGCGGAGAUAGAAAAAGGGGUUCAGGUGCGUGCGAGUAUCGGCGAAUGACACGGGGAAUCACAACAACGAAAACGGAAAUAAAUAAUAACACGGUAAAAUAAUCAUGGGGGUAAAGGACAUAUUUGAUACACCUCUCUCUACCAGCUAUGUUGUUGGACUUUUUCAAAGGUUCAUAUUUUUGCGGUUGUAAAAAUGAAGGGUAAAACAGGCUAACCCCUAAAUCAAUCUGUUUUAUAUCUAUC